Molecule: messenger RNA, 618 nt
Organism: Ornithodoros turicata
Lineage: Eukaryota; Metazoa; Arthropoda; Arachnida; Ixodida; Argasidae
Exons: 1
Coding region: 1-618 (205 amino acids)
Source: RefSeq, a predicted model, not a curated record
AUGAACAUUCCCCCCGACGCUCCUUUGGAGCCACCGCCGCCCCGUUCCGCUGAGCUUAUCGAGAAUCCCUCCGUCGGCACGGUUGGCGUUGAAGUUCACUUGCCCCCUUUUUGGACAAAGAACCCUCGGGCAUGGUUCCUGCAAAUCGAAGCCCGGUUUGCUCUUCGUCGCAUCACCUCGCCGCUUACAAAGUACUUAAACGUCGUGUCUGCUCUUCCUCCGGAUAUCGCUGAUCAAGUGGAUUAUCUCCUGGCCGCCCCUUCGCCCGAUAAUCCUUACGAGCAACUCAAAGAAGCCAUUCUAACCCGCACCGAGUGCUCAGAACAGUUGCGCACUUGCCAACUACUCUCUGGUGAGGAAUUGGGUGACUGCAGACCGUCGCAGCUCCUCCAUCGCAUGCAGCAGCUGCUUGGCAGCGCAGCCGACACUCAGCUGCCAAUAUUGAGGGAGCUUUUCCUCCAGAGGCUACCACAGCAAGUGCGCAUGGUGCUAGCGGGCUCAGAAGAGGUUUCCCUUGAGCACCUUGCUCAGCUUGCGGACAGGAUUAUCGAGCAUUCCUCUACUAUCUAUCGCGCCUGUCUCCCGUGCAACUCCCGCUACCUCUUCCUGUGCCGCUGA